Molecule: messenger RNA, 2264 nt
Organism: Prunus avium (sweet cherry)
Lineage: Eukaryota; Viridiplantae; Streptophyta; Magnoliopsida; Rosales; Rosaceae
Product: Arabinanase/levansucrase/invertase
Biological process (GO): carbohydrate metabolic process
Molecular function (GO): hydrolase activity, hydrolyzing O-glycosyl compounds
Source: RefSeq, a predicted model, not a curated record
UGUCACGUAACCUGUCCUGUUACGGUGAUGGAGUGUAGGCGAGAUAUAGUGGCGGCCCAUUUAAUCAACUGUCAGAAUCUAAGUAGUUGCUCAUCAAGUAAGAAUUAAUUCAGCAUCCAGGAAAGAAAAAAAAAGGGAAAAUUUUCAUUUGAAAAGCUUCCAGAUAUCUGUUUUCUCAAAUAUCAAAGACCUUUGGUCCCAAGUCAAUAUCAUCAACCUCAGAUCCAAUUGAAUCAGAAAAAACAAACAACCCAACCUCUUCUGUGUUCCUGUGGACUGUUUUUCUCUGCUCUGGAUUGCUUGGUCUGCCCAGUUUGGUUCAAGUAUUGUUAGAACAACAUCAGUAGCAAACCCAUGUCUGGAAAUUCAGUUCAACUCAUGCUUCAGCUGUUCUCAGGUUGCAUUUUGUUAAUUGCUGCAUAAUCUUGGAGAUAAUUAAAAGGAAGAGAAAAUGAGGAUGAGGAACAAAUACAGGAAACCAACCACUUUCCAUUGCAAUGCAGGGAGCAGAUGUUCAACGUCUGCUGUGGUGUGGAGCUUGGUGGGAUGUUUUCUUAUGUUUCAGCUGUACUCCCUUGUUCACCAAAAUGAUAGGAUGGGAGGAGAAAUGGAAUUUCGAUCAACUCAUCACCCACAGUUCCAUGAACUUGAAGAGGUGGAAGAGGAAAAUAUCCAAAUUCCCCCACCAAGAAAGCGAUCCCCACGUGCUGCAAAAAGAAAACCUAGGCGACCAACCACUCUGAUUGAUGAAUUUCUUGAUGAAAAUUCUCAAAUUAGACACAUAUUCUUUCCUGGCCAGAAGCAUGUUAUAGAUCCAAUGAAGGAUACAGGGAAUGAUAGCUAUUACUACUACCCUGGGAGGAUUUGGUUGGAUACUGAUGGAAAUCCUAUUCAAGCUCAUGGAGGUGGUAUUCUAUAUGAUGACAAAUUGAGGACAUACUAUUGGUAUGGGGAGUAUAAAGAUGGGCCCACAUAUCAUGCUCAUAAAAAAGGAGCAGCCCGGGUUGACAUCAUAGGAGUUGGUUGCUAUUCUUCCAGAGACUUAUGGAAAUGGAAAAAUGAAGGCAUCGUAUUAGCAGCAGAAAAAACAAACGAAACACAUGAUCUCCACGAAUUAAAUGUUCUCGAGAGGCCAAAAGUGAUUUACAAUGAGCGGACAGGGAAGUAUGUUAUGUGGAUGCAUAUUGAUGAUGUUAACUACACCAAAGCUGCUGUUGGUAUUGCCAUUAGUGAUUACCCUACUGGUCCUUUUGAUUAUCUCUACAGCAAACGACCCCAUGGAUUUGACAGUAGGGACAUGACAAUCUUCAAAGAUGAUGACGGUGUUGCAUAUCUAAUCUACUCCUCCGAGGACAAUAGUGAACUUCAUAUUGGGCCACUAACUGAAGAUUAUCUUGAUGUGACAAACAUCGUGAGAAGAGUUCUCGUGGGACAACAUCGGGAAGCCCCAGCUCUGUUCAAGUAUGAAGGAACUUAUUACAUGAUCACUUCAGGAUGCACUGGAUGGGCUCCAAAUGAGGCACUGGCCCAUGCAGCAGAGUCGAUCAUGGGGCCAUGGGAGCCUAUGGGAAACCCCUGUGCGGGAGGGAACAAAGUGUCCCGACUUACUACAUUUUUUGCACAGAGCACAUUUGUGGUUCCUGUGCCAGCAUUUCCUGGUUCAUUUAUUUUCAUGGCAGAUCGAUGGAACCCAGCAGACUUAAGGGACUCAAGAUAUGUCUGGUUGCCUUUGAUAGUAGGGGGACCGGCUGAUAGGCCCCUUGAUUACAAUUUUGGGUUCCCAUUAUGGUCAAGAGUGUCAAUAUAUUGGCAUAGAAAGUGGAGACUUCCUCGGGGGUGGAGUUCUUUGAAAUGAAUAUAGGUUUCCCUCAUAUCAUCUGGUGUAUCAUACAUGAAGGCUAUGCUGAUUCUUUCACUGGCUUGCCAUGGUUGUUGUGUUACUGUAAAUGAAGAGCAUUUGCAAAUUGCAUAUAGUCCACUUGCGCAUGGCACACAAAGGCGUGUGUAGGAUGAUCAAUCUCAAGCACUGUCAAUGAACCCCUCAUUUUUUUAGAUUAUGUUAAUAUUAGCUAGCUUUGAGGCAGAGUGUAUGCUUGCAGGGAAAGAUUACUUAUUAUCUAACAGUUUUGCUAAUAAUCACUUGAUGUUGUCCUUAAUUGAAGUUCAUUAUGUGCAUGAAUGGUAUGUAUGUCUUUAUGUGUGACGGGCUCAGCCACAGAUGGGUCUUUGGACCUUUUGCCUGAAGCAUACCGAGUGUUUUCUGA